Molecule: messenger RNA, 1353 nt
Organism: Penicillium brevicompactum
Lineage: Eukaryota; Fungi; Ascomycota; Eurotiomycetes; Eurotiales; Aspergillaceae
Product: MCT family MFS transporter
Exons: 1
Coding region: 1-1353 (450 amino acids)
Biological process (GO): transmembrane transport
Molecular function (GO): transmembrane transporter activity
Source: RefSeq, a predicted model, not a curated record
AUGGGCACAUUGAGUCCUGCAUGUCUAAGUGACAAGUUCCAAACCGCAUCACGCUCCACCAAAUCCAAGUCGGUCGUUCUCUCGAGCAAUGAGACUUCACCGAAUCUCACGGAGCAUCCAGUGGAGUCUUUCGAUGCGUCAAUACCCCCUGUGGAUCCGACAAAUAACCCUCCGGAUGGAGGAUACGGAUGGGUCUGCGUCGUUGCCGCCGCGGUGAUGAAUGCGCAUUCCUGGGGUUUCAACUCAGCCUAUGGCGUCUUUCUUGCCUACUACCUCAGUCAUCAAACAUUUGACGGGGCCUCGAGAUUGGAAUAUGCAUUUGUGGGCUCUUUGAGCUUGACAGUAAUGUUCCUUGUUUCUCCAAUCGCGACAAUCUCCACGCUCAGGUACGGGAUCCGAAAAACGAUGUUCGUCGGUGUCAUGUUUGAGACCGCUAGUUUCAUUUGCGCUAGCUUCGCUUCCAAACUCUGGCACCUCUUCAUCACCCAGGGUUUGAUGUUCGGUUUGGGGAUGGGCUUGAUCUACAUUCCAGUAGCCUCUGUGGUUCCGCAGUGGUUCACUUCGAAACGAUCGCUCGCUAGUGGCGUGUCUCUUUCCGGGGCCGGCCUGGGAGGUCUCGUUUACUCCUUGGUGGCUGAAGCGAUGAUUGCUAGCAUCGGCCUGGGCUGGGCUUUUAGGGUUCUUGGACUUCUUGCAUUCUGUGUCAAUACCACUUGUGUUCUCUUGAUCAAGGAUCGGGGACAGAAAACUAAAGCCCGAAAGGUGACCAUGCGAGUUGAUCUAUUCGAGAAAACAGACUUUGACCUCCUGGUUGGGUAUUCCUUCUUCACGGUCUUAGGAUACUUCAUCUUGAUCUACAGCCUUGCCAACUAUGGGGUUGAAAUUGGCCUCACAUCCUCCCAAGCCUCACUUGUCAGCGGUAUCUUCAACUUGGGUCAAGCAAUUGGACGACCUCUCAUUGGUUAUUUCAGUGACACCGUUGGCCGCAUCAAGAUGGCUGGCAUCGCAACUUUUGCUGCUGGGGUCAUAGGAUUGGCUGUCUGGGUCAAUGCUAAGAGUUACGGCCUUUUGAUGUUCUUCGCUGUUGCUGAAGGUCUCGUCGCAGGCAAUUUCUGGCCUUUGAUUGCACCAUUGGUUGCUGAGGUACUUGGGUUGGGACAAGUAUCACAUGGCAUGAACCUCAUCUGGUUAAGCAUCGUUGUACCUUCGACAUUCUCCGAGCCAAUUGCGUUGGGCAUAACUAGUGCGACUGGGAAGUAUCUCGGCGCUCAGUUGUUCGUGGGCUUUAUGUAUAUUGCAGCCUCCGGGUUUCUCGCCUUGCUCUGGCUGCGAUGCCGCAAGCAGGGAAAAUAA